AUGGCGCCUCAUCGCAAGAAAAAGAAGCCUGCUUCUAACCCUGCCAGGGGAUUCACAACAGUUUCAAUCCCAUCUAAAUCACAAAGUACCAGCACUGAAGCUUUGCCAAAGCCAGAUAUCCUACCUACUGGAGUCGAAGCUGAAAGCACAGUCGCCCAGCCUGAAAACAGGCAAGCUGAAACUUCUCUGGCAGAGCUCUCGCCGGAGGAGCUGGAAAAACACCUUGAAGAGGCUGAAUUACAAUCAUUUCUAGACAAAUAUGCAGGGAAAUGUAAGAGCGAAGCUUCUCGCCAGGCAGGAAAGCUCGAAACAGAGCGUCGCACUUUGCGUGCUCAAGGGGUGGGCCUUGACACCCGAGACUGGUUAACUCCAGAUAUCCGCGAUAUGAUCCUUGAAAAAGAAACCAAAGAAGUUGAAAAACUGCCGUCCUUCUUUAAGUUCGAUGAGAAUUUCAAUUCUAUGGCGAACGAAGAGGACUUGUGCAUGAACUUGUGGACGCUCAAGCAAACCCUAUUAAAACUCGGGUUUUCGGAGCACCAGGUUGAUGAAGCACUGGGAGGGAUUCUCUUACACUGCUCUUCUGACGCAGCGUCAAGUAAGGAUUUCGCGUGGGGUGUGUACCAAGCCUUUGAAUGGCUAGCACUGCAUUCUGCAAACGACGAGCUGCCGCCAUAUGACCAAUCAAAAACUCCAGCUCGAAUGGGCGCUCAAAUCGACGAAAAUGAAGUACCGCCUCCAGAUUCUGGAAGUAGCACUCCUGUUAGGAGAAGGACUAGGAAGAGUCCUACGAACUUUAGUGCCCAAGCGACCUUUGAGUCCGAGGCAUCUGACACAGAUCUUGACCCAGAAAACCUGAUACCUCGGUUUAUAGAGCUCCGGUCGCGUAUCUAUUACCUUAAUCCAAGUUUUUUCAAUCCUUUCAGGGCAAACUCCAAGAGGGUAAAUUCAAGUAUAACGGAUCCUACUAUCAAUGCUCAAAUAGAAAAACUAAAGAGUAAACUCUCAUUGGUUGAAAAAGAUAUCUUAUUCGAUCCCGAAGUGGCAGAAGCAAGAUGGAAAGAUAAGCUCUCUGAAUUACGCUCCCAAACGUCGGAAGCGCUGCGCCGAGGAUUGGGAGCAGCAGAGCAUCAACCGGAGGCGUUAUUGAUUAGGGACGGGGAAGCCGCAGUCACCAUAGUGCCCUCCGACAAAAGCCCUGAGCCGACUUUAUUUGACAGCGAUAACGAUGACGGUAUCUUGGGGGAUAUGUUUACGGCGGACACUACAACCCUUGAAGCAACACCCGCCGAUAAGCCUGGUAGUGAAAGUGCCACGGUUAAAAUACGCGAUUUUGGUAAACCACUUGGAAUCAGUCCGCGACGCAUCCUGGAAGAAACAUGCAGAUCGAGAGAUCCAGGGUUCAAGCUAUUUUACAGGGACCUGUCCUGCACACCUUACUCUCACCGCAAAUCCAUUGAGAUAUUCUGGUCUAAAACCCAAGAGGCACCACCCAAGUUCCCAUUACAGGACGUAAGCUACAGCUUCAGUUCCCGUUCUCUAAAAGCGUCCAUGGAUUCUAUCAAAAACCAAGCCGAUGAAGACGUCGUACUAGUUGAAAACUUCAAACGGCGGAAUGGGGAUGCAAGAUCCAAUGCAGAGGAAAGCCCCCAGCGGAAAGGUGCGGGAUUCUUAACUUCAGCACAAUACUGCCAGAGUUUGUGGACAGAUCGGUCAUCCACGACGUCCUUCAAACAAAUGAUGAUAGCUCGAAAAACUCUUCCUAUAUGGCCGUUCAAGGAGGAGAUACUAGAGACCCUCUUGACCAACAGAACUCUCAUCAUCUGUAGUGAGACUGGUAGUGGGAAGAGUACACAAAUACCCUCCUUUAUCCUCGAGAAUGAGCUUACAGCAGGUCGCCCUUGCAAGAUAUUUGCGACAGAGCCCCGAAGGAUCUCGGCGAUAUCACUUGCGAAGAGAGUUAGUGAAGAACUGGGUGAACCAAAGGAUGCUGUUGGAACGAAACGCUCCCUCGUUGGCUACGCAAUUAGACUAGAAAGCAAGGUUACAACGUCUACGAGGCUAGUAUAUGCAACUACCGGAGUAGUCAUCAGGAUGCUUGAAAAACCUGAGGAGUUUAAAGAUAUAACUCAUCUAGUCCUAGACGAGGUCCAUGAGCGUACAAUUGAUAGUGACUUCCUUUUAAUCAUAAUUCGUCGGUUAUUGUCUCAGCGGGAGGAUUUGAAACUGAUCCUCAUGUCCGCAACUGUUGACGCAAAGAGGCUUUCUGCAUACCUCGAUGGCGCACCGGUUCUAAAUAUUCCAGGUCGAACUUUCGCCGUCCAAACUAACUAUCUAGAAGAUGCAAUUGAGCUGACAAGGCAUUAUUCACAUAAAAAGGAACCUCUAGACUAUACAGACGACAGUGAAUCUUCUGACGUUGAAGAGGUUCGAAUUGACGAAGGAGUACGCUCAACAUUGGCCGGAUACAGUAAACAAACUAGAGACGCCGUUUGUUCCUUUGAUGAAUACCGCCUUGAUUACAAACUUAUUUUGGACUUGAUUUACGCUAUCGCGACGAAACCUGAACUAGAGCGAUAUAGUAAGGCGGUUUUGGUUUUCAUGCCCGGGUUGGCGGAGAUACGGAGGCUACAUGAUAGCAUUCUCUCAGAGUCCUUUUUUGGAGAUGGAUGGAUCGUGCAUUCUUUACACUCGUCGAUAGCGAGCGAGGACCAGGAGAGGGCGUUUUUGAUUCCACCAAAAGGGAUGAGGAAAAUUGUGAUUGCAACAAACAUUGCCGAAACUGAUUCGACGAGCGACGACAAAUAUCCAGGCUCGUCGAAACGUUUAUAUCUCGCGCCAAUGCCAAACAACGCCGAGCUGGCAGAACAACAAACCCCUGAGAUGCUCCGCCUUUCCCUCCAAGACUUAAUCCUCCGUGUCAAAAUUUGCAAUUUGGGCGAUACUGAGGAAACACUCUCUGAGGCAUUGGAUCCUCCAUCGUCCAAGAACAUCCGCCGGGCCAUCGAGGCACUUAAAGCGGUUAAAGCCCUCACAGGCGCUGAAACAUUAACUCCUUUAGGUAAACAGCUCGCCCAACUCCCACUAGAUGUCUUCUUGGGAAAGUUGAUCCUAUACGGUGCCUUGUUUCAGUGUGUGGAUGCUACAGUUAGUAUUGCGGCUAUCCUAUCCUGUAAAUCUCCUUUUGUCCACGCAGGUGCAUCCAAUGAUCAGACGCAAGCAGCGAAGCGUACUUUUGGGCGAGGAAACUCCGAUUUACUCUCUGUCUACAAUGCCUACAGUGCUUGGAGCAGAUGCCGCAGCGCACCAGGAAUGAACGAAUUUGCGUUUUGCCGGAAGAAUUGCUUAAGUCCCCAGGCAUUGCUAAACAUUGAAGACGUCAAAACUCAGUUGCUGGUUUCAUUGGUUGAUACAGGUUUGGUCAAGUUAGACGUUUCUGAACAAGCGGCGCUGAACAGGGCGCGAUUCUCUGGUCGUAAACGACAAUUUUUCACCGUUCCCGACCGGUUAGAUAUCAAUAGUAGCAAUGACCUGGUUAUGGAUGCUGUGAUUGCAUGGAGCUUCUAUCCCAGAAUCUUGACACGCCAAGGAAAGGGAUGGAGGAAUAUUUCGAAUAAUCAAUCCGUGGUCCUACAUGCUACAUCGGUAAAUAAAAACGCAGAUGCCUCAAUAAAGUGGCUCUCUUAUUAUCAUAUAAUGCAGUCGCGGAAUCGGAAUUACAAUGCGCACGAGACCAGUGCCGUUGAGGAUUUUUGCAUAGCACUAUUGUGCGGCGACGCCGAUUUCAAAAUAUACUCCGGGGUCGUUUCAAUCGACGGUAACCGCAUUAGAUUUUCAAUGAAAGAUUGGAAAACUAUGAUUGCACUCAAAGCGUUAAGCACUAGGAUUCGAGAUGUCCUCGCCCAAAUCUUCCGACUUGGGUUCGCCGUUGAAUGGUUCGAAAAUAGAACGCCGUAUCGUGCGUUGAAGGAUGAUUCGAUUGACCGGGCCCUUAAUCGGCAAAAUCCCAAGACCUUUCAGCUUCUGGCAACAUCAAAGGUACCGGAUCAUCAUGGCGCAUCACCAGACUAUGGGCUGAUAUUGAGUGUCUGA
Uncinocarpus reesii 1704 is the source of this 4089-nucleotide messenger RNA. RefSeq lists its product as uncharacterized. Gene Ontology annotation, molecular function: ATP binding; RNA binding. The record is from RefSeq and is a predicted model, not a curated record. NCBI's taxonomy places the organism in Eukaryota, Fungi, Ascomycota, Eurotiomycetes, Onygenales, Onygenaceae. Bases 1 to 4089 code for a protein of 1362 amino acids. Gene Ontology annotation, cellular component: intracellular anatomical structure. The transcript is spliced from 12 exons.